Molecule: messenger RNA, 768 nt
Organism: Saccostrea cuccullata (small rock oyster)
Lineage: Eukaryota; Metazoa; Mollusca; Bivalvia; Ostreida; Ostreidae
Exons: 5
Coding region: 98-679 (193 amino acids)
Biological process (GO): negative regulation of endopeptidase activity; negative regulation of membrane protein ectodomain proteolysis
Cellular component (GO): extracellular matrix
Molecular function (GO): protease binding; metalloendopeptidase inhibitor activity
Source: RefSeq, a predicted model, not a curated record
AUCAAUUCAAAUUACCGCCAGUGGGAUGUAUGAAAUCCGUAUAAAUACCUAAAAUAAACUACACGUCGCUCAAAUUUCCUUACGGUUACCAUUCAAAAUGGCGUUGCAGUUGGUCAAAGUCUUUGUCAUCGGGGUUAUUGUUUCUGUUGCCCUUGGUUGCAGUUGGAUUCCAGAAGUAGACCAGGAGGAUUUCUGCUUUGCAAAAUAUGCAUUUAAAGCCAAAGUGAAGUCAGUAGAACAAGUUGAUGAAUACGCUGAUUAUACAUACACAAUUGACAUCCUAGAGGAUUACAAGAACACAAAUAAAGCGGUGGGUAAUAUUGACACAAUUACUGGAAACGGGCCAGGAAGGACCUGUGGACCACAAAAGCUUAAAAUCGGGGAGGCAUACUUAAUUUACGCUUAUGUCCGCCGCUACAAUAAAAAGCUCUAUAUUCUCAAGUACAGAAGCAUGGACUACGUUAAACCUAGCGAUAUUGAGAGAAUGAGAACAAAAUAUGACUGUAGUUGCAAGAUAGAAUGGUAUUACAGCAACCUUUCGUCAAGGGCGUCACUUGAACACCCCCCGCCUACUCGGGACGAGUGUAAUGUCUCCGGCAUAUACUGCAGAAAUAGCGCCUUCUGUCGGAGAAACGAGACGGGAGUCUGCACAUGGGGUAACCUAGGAGAAUGUGACUAAAUCAAGACGAUGUGUUUAUUUGUAAUCAUAAUUCAUUAUUAUGAAUAUCAAAUGUGUCCAAGCACUCAUUUAUUAUUUAUGGAAUCUUU